UCUAAAUGCAUGAUCAGUCCUGUCAGAUACGCAGGGUAGCAGUCAGUAAAGUGAGAGCUUUGUGAGGGCAGUACAGGGAACGGCAGACCACCAGCAGUGUGUGACUACAGUGUGUGAGAGGACCCUUUUCCUGCCUUAAAGGAACCUAUUGCUGUUUCAUAUGAUGAGUAGGCAACACCUUUCAUUCAUGGAAUCCAGUAGCUUCUCUUUGCUGGUGUUGUUACUCGGCACUCUUGUGGGUCAGUGCUCGCCUGCCUCGACUCCCUGCCCACCUGGACAAGAAUUAAGGGGCAGAAGCUGUGCCGAACGUUGUAUUCAGUUCAGGCCACUGCCUCUCAGGAAGGAUAUGGUGACCUUGGAGGAGGUGCAGCAGAGGUUCAUCAGGACUCAAAAGAUCAGACGAUGACCACAGGUUGCAUAAAGUAUGUUUGUAUUCCCUUGAAUGCAGAAGGAUAAAAGCCACCGAUAUAUGUCUUUCACACUCAUGUCCGCAUGGUUCAAGUUGUCGUGCUAAUAAUGGGAGCACAACGUGCUACUGUGAAAAAGGGUUUCGUUUAUGUAUGACACGUCAAAAUUGUACAUCUGGGCAUCCUUAUUGUAGAGAUGUGAACGAGUGCAAGGAAAUGAGACAAACCUGUGGCACUGGCGCAACCUGUGUGAACACAAUUGGAAGUUAUUGCUGUAUAUUCAACACGGCAAAUGGAACAGAUAUAAGAACCAAAUGCUCAGAGUGCGAACGAAAUUGUUACUUCAGCAAUUCCAACUCGAGACUCUCUGAUCAAAUGUGUAUGAGCAUCUGUCAAAUGGAGGCUUUAUACAAGAACAUGUCAGAGGUCACCAGUCCAUCGGAGCAAGGCAACAAAGGCACACGGUACCUGGAUAAUGAAGAAACCAUUCUGAGGUCUCUCGUCGAAGUUCCAUCGGAACAAAGGGAAGAACGGAAGACAAUGCUGCUCUCUGAAAUCGUAAUAAGGCGUCAAAUACAUCCUGAAGAACCCUUCGUGAUAUCGGCAAUGGGGAACUCCAUGCAAGUCGAUUCAGCUGUAUUUACAGACACGGCAUCUGGAUUAGGUAGACGGAUUCCUGCCGUCGCCUUAAUUGUUCACAGAAACAUGACAAACAUUUUGGGCAGUAAUGCUAAAGUGCAAAAAGACGCAGCCAAACCUGCUCAGCAGAGGAUGGUGCUGAAUUCAGCGGUGAUAACAGCAGUGACAAACAGCAAGCUGAAAACCUUUCGUACCCAUGCUGUAACCUUCACCUUCACCCAUACCAAGGCCAAUGAGGACAAGUCAAAUAUAACCUGUGUCUACUGGAAUCGAACAGCAAAAGGAAGCUUCUGGUCUCCCGAAGGCUGCGAGUUGGUGUUCUCGAACAGAACACAUACAGUGUGCAGAGCAUUUCAUCUUUCCAGCUUUGCUAUACUGAUGGCAUUGAAGGAUCUCCCAGAUGUGUUUGAGGUUGAAGUCAUCACGUACGUUGGAUUGAGCAUCUCGCUGGUGUGCCUGUUACUGACGAUUGCCACAUUUGCCACUUGCCAUUCCGUUAAAGACACAAGACGCAUCAUCCACAUUAACCUGUGCCUAAGUCUGUUCGUCGCUGACUUCGUUUUCCUGGUCGGAAUUUCACAAACGGGAAAUCGGAUUCUUUGUGGAAUCGUUGCAGCCAUUCUCCACUAUUCCUUUCUGUCGGUGUUCGCCUGGAUGUUUCUAGAAGGAAUCCAGCUUUACCUGAUGGUGCAGGUGGUUUUUGCUCCUAAAGUUCCUAUCGAGAGGUUCAUUUAUUGGAUUGGCUACGGGUUUCCAGCUCUGAUUGUGGCCAUUUCAGCAGCAGCUUAUCAUGAAGGAUAUGGUACCAACACGUCGUGUUGGCUUAAAACAGACAAGUGUUUCGCCUGCAGCUUCUUUGUGCCCGCCCUCGUGAUCAGCAUCGUCAAUUUUAUCUUCCUCUGCAAAACAUUAAUGAGAUUGAAAGUGGAGUUGUCAAAGAUCAUUGCUGACAAGAAGAGACUGGGAAGGCAUAGAGCAUUUACACUGACAGCCAUUGGUCAGCUGGUCAUCUUGGGCUGUACAUGGAUUUUGGGUGCGUUUUACAUCCAGAAGGCAACCAUUCCAAUGAUGUACAUCUUCACCAUAUUAAACAGCUUCCAGGGAAUGUUUAUCUUCAUCAUGCACUGCCUGAUGUAUAAGAAGGUGAGGGAUGCCUAUUGCCGAUGUUUUGGAAAGUGUCUGAGGCAAUCGGACAUGUGGACACCAGUUUCCACCUCCAGCCUGAGAACAUUAAACCAGGGAAGGAGAAGUGUCCAAGAAACAGAGUCGACGACAUCUGGUACAGUUCAGUGAUGCUGUGAAUGACUUUUGGUCUGCAUCUUCUCACCAUACUUCAGUCAACACCUACAUGGCUUCAGGUUAUAUCACAUGCUGCCACGCAUUCUUUGAGCACAUGGAGAUCCUUUUGCGCCAGCUCGGGUUACUCAAGGUUGCUUUUCUCACCAUUGUUCUCUAGCGCCUGCUCAUUUUCAAGAAUUGGCAAGGCCCAAAGACAGGUAACCAUAUGUUGAAUGUAGCAUGGGAUCAGCCACCUUACCAAUCACAGUGAGUUCUCCCAGGUGGCUUGGCCAACAUUCAUCCUUCAACCAAUAUCUAAAAACAGAUUUAUUCAAACGUUGUUUUUGGGAGCUUGCUGUGCACACAUUGGUUGUUGGAUUGCCUUCAUUCCAUCAGUGACUGCACUUUCAAAAGUACUUUAAUGGCUGUAGAAUGGCUUAGAUUAUGAAAGGCGCUACCUAAAUGCAACUUCUUUCUUCUAAUGAAUUUUAAAGACUGUCCACAUCUGCAUUGCACUAGAAUCUAUAACAAAGAGUCAUGGUUUACUUUUUUUUUCAUGUUCUUUUUAAAAUGAUGUUAUUUUGCAGUGGGAAUGCUAGCAAAGGGUAAUUUGCGGUUCAGUAGCUGCAGAUGGUACAUCAACAUAAAGAGCCUGCGUGGUGCCAUGUAGCUUGAGGGUUAAAGUCUGUCUCUCUGUUGAUUUUAAUUCAGUUUCCUGGGACUGGGUGAUGGGUGGUGACUAAAAGGCACAAGCCAAUUCUCGAGUAUGCCACUACACCACACCCACUGCCUGGACUACUAACCUCAGAGGUACAUGAGUUCAAACCCCACCGUGGCAAGUUUGAACCUGAAUUAGGUUCAAAAAUCUGGAAAUAUCAGUGACAUGAAACUGCCAGAUUGUCGUAAAACCCAAUCAGUUAAUAAAAGGCCUUUGGGGAGCCAUUCUCACCCGAUCCGGUCUAUCCAUGACUCCGGGAGAAUUACAACAGGGCUGCACCGGUUCAAGAUGAAGGUCCACACAAUCUCCUCAGAACAAUUAGAGUAACCAUUCCAGCAACGCCCAUGUCCUGAGAAUUAAUAAUAAAAAGUUCUUCAUUUUCACACCAGGGUCUACUGGGGGCCUCAUAACACAGGCAAUAGAAGUCCCACGUGUAACAUCCAAACAACCAGUCUUCAUGUGUAAGCCUAUUGAGGAUAGGACCGGGUGUAGGUUAUUCAGCCUCUCAGGCCUGCCUACCCACAUUGGUUCCAUAAUGCUUAGUACCCUUACCUAGGAGGCUAUUCAAAUGAAGAAUUCUUCAUAGCUGGUGUCUGAUGCUUCUCCUAAGAAGAAAGGUUGAAAAGGUUUGGCCCAUUGCAGUUUAGAAGAAUGAGAGGUGAUCUUAUCGCAACAUGUAAGAUCCUAACGGACUUGACAGGGUGGAUACCGGUUUUGCAGCCAUUUUAUCUAUUAUCAUGAAAAUGUGAAAGCUCCACGUAUACUGCAGGUCGACACAGUGGCACAAAGGGCGACCAAGGGAGGAAUAAAAGAGGGAAAGCCAAAAAGGGAGGAAGGCAGAAUUAAUUUGAGAGCCAUGGAGAUACAAUUAUAAGAGAUUAAAAAAUGACUUUUGUCCAUUGGCAGUUGCAGGGGAGACAAAAGGGAAAUUUAAACAAACAGUUUGUGUAAAUAUUAAAGAAUCCGGUACUGAUAGAAUGAGGUUAAAUAUUGGUAAGAAUGUAUAUUUGUAUAAUAGGAAAUUAUCUAUUAAAAUGUUAAUUGUUAUUUCACAGAAAUGCUAAUGAUGUAAACUGUGCCAAUGGGACGGAAUAAAUAUAGAUUUUAAUCUAAA
Messenger RNA from Carcharodon carcharias (great white shark), 4156 nucleotides. RefSeq names its product adhesion G protein-coupled receptor E3-like. Bases 561 to 2339 code for a protein of 592 amino acids. Gene Ontology annotation, cellular component: membrane. Gene Ontology annotation, biological process: cell surface receptor signaling pathway; adenylate cyclase-activating G protein-coupled receptor signaling pathway. Lineage: Eukaryota; Metazoa; Chordata; Chondrichthyes; Lamniformes; Lamnidae. Gene Ontology annotation, molecular function: calcium ion binding; G protein-coupled receptor activity. The record is from RefSeq and is a predicted model, not a curated record. The transcript has 17 exons.